GUCAACCACCACUAUGCUGUGGAGACGCAUCGCCCUCAGGCUUGUCCUGAAGAAUCUUAGGCAUGCCGCCUAAAAGCCUUACCUCUCGGGAACCGAAUCUCAUGGUUCACGGCGCCCAAGAGAGGCGAAAAAUGCCCGUUAUUUUCAAUUUUGCUUGCACGUCGAAAUGCAGAUGAAGUUUCUGCUACGGUGCAUCGUCGCUAGUGUUCAGCUGGUAGUGUUUGUUGCAGCUGAUCUACGUGAAGAUCUCAGUCAGACCGGUGUCACCGCGUACUUCCCAGGAGACAGCGAGUUUGCAGGUGCUUCAAGGGCUUACAAUACGCGAUUCACUUUCACACCAGCAGCUAUUGCAUACCCGGAAACAGUUCAAGAUGUGUCGAACGUCGUCAAGGUUGCGGUAGCAAACGGGAUAUCUGUGUCCGCUCGAAGCGGUGGUGUACGGGUCUACCUUUUGCCACUUUUUGACCCUGUUAUUGACGGGCUGAAUGGGUUGAACAGCAUAGUUACGUUGCAAACGGCUUAGGAGGAGAAUCUGGAUCUCUUGUCGUAGACAUGUCCAAUAUGAAGGCCAUAAACAUCGACCAGAACACGAAAGUUGCGACCAUCGAGACGGGUAAUAGGUUAGGAAAUGUCGCGAAAGCUUUGAAUGCCGGUGGAAGAGCAUUGCCUCAUGGCACUUGUCCGUACGUUGGUAUUGGUGGACAUUCAGCAUACGGUGGAUUUGGUUACACGUCGCGCUUAUGGGGUCUUACUCUCGACACUGUUCAAGCUGUCAACGCUGUCCUCGCGAACGGUACAAUAGUUCGCGCGACCGCUGCUUCCCAAUCUGACAUCUUCUGGGCCUUCCGAGGUGCCGGUCCUUCAUUUGGUAUUGUCACAUCAAUCGAAACUACCACCUUCGCCCUUCCGACAUCUUCCCUGAUCUUCUCAUAUCAAUGGAACACCCUCGACCCUCAACAAGCUUCAGCUGCUCUCCAAGUCUUUCAAUCCUACCCCCAACAGAAUUCUCUCCCUGGAGAACUCGGUUUGGAAAUCGUAUUGGGACAAGGAUGGACAGACGGCACCCUGUCUUUUACCGUUCAAGGAGGUUAUUACGGGUCUGACGGUCGCAGUGGGAUCCAACGUCUCAUGACACCUUUCAUAUCGGCGAUGAACCUACCGAGCACCUCGCUCAAGGUUCAAGGUGAUGGAACAUACAUCGAUACCGUUCGGAUACUGGCUGAAGAGGAUGGAGGGUUGGACAUGAAUGGACAGGAUGUCACAGAUACAUUCUAUGCUAGGUCUAUAAUCGUCCCGGAGAAUGAGGUUCUCAGCAAAGAAGCGAGCGACAGCUUCAUGAAUUAUUUAGCCAAUCAAGGGUCUAAUGUUCCGAACCUGGACUACUGGUUCAUAGAAAUCGAAUUGUUCGGCGGUCAAAACUCAAAGAUCAACUCUGUGUCAGCCGAUAGCACUUCGUUCGCUAGACGAGAUGGCCUUUUGACCAUGCAAAUCUAUGCAUCUUCGGGUGACAGAACGCCGUUCCCCGAUAAUGGGUUUACUUUCAUUGACGGGGUGAUGAACGCGAUGACAUCUACUAUGCCUAGUUCCUGGAACUACGGUGCUUAUAUGAAUUACAUUGAGGACCGUUUGACUAACUGGCAACAACGGUACUUUGGAAGCCACUACGAACGACUAGUGUCAAUCAAGAGGCAGGUAGACCCGGGCAAUGUUUUCAAUUUUCCUUUCGGUGUCGAGGUCUGACGUGGGACCUCAUUUAAUAUAUACAACUUCGCCUAUUUACACGGUGUAGAUAUGUUUGGACAAUGAGAUUCGGACAUUGCAUGUAUA
Molecule: messenger RNA, 1827 nt
Organism: Marasmius oreades (fairy-ring Marasmius)
Lineage: Eukaryota; Fungi; Basidiomycota; Agaricomycetes; Agaricales; Marasmiaceae
Exons: 8
Coding region: 553-1740 (395 amino acids)
Molecular function (GO): FAD binding; oxidoreductase activity
Source: RefSeq, a predicted model, not a curated record